This is a messenger RNA of Drosophila suzukii, 2621 nucleotides long. RefSeq names its product actin-binding protein IPP. NCBI's taxonomy places the organism in Eukaryota, Metazoa, Arthropoda, Insecta, Diptera, Drosophilidae. The record is from RefSeq and is a predicted model, not a curated record. Gene Ontology annotation, molecular function: actin binding.
AUGCCACCGUUGAAAACGUACCAGAUACACCACCACGAAUACAAUGGCAAUCCCAGUCCGAAUGCGAAUGCCAAUCAGAACGCCAAUCAGAGUCCCACUAGCAGCGAUGGCGACUUCUUUGGCCAAAAUCUGGGCUCGGGCGCCACGGCGGCCAGCCAACGCACAAAUCUGCCCUCCUACUGCAACGCCCAGUAUCCCUUUAAGGUGCUAUCCAAUCUCAACCAGCUGCGCGAGCAAUCGCGCUUCUGCGACGUGGAGAUCAUCGCCGGAAUGGCCACACUGAGUGCCCACAGGGCGGUCCUGAGUGCGGCCAGUGCCUACUUCGAGGCCAUGUUCCGACCCGAACUGGGGCUAAACGAGGUCAAGCAGAAGUCGGUGGUGCUGCACACAAUCGACGGCGACAUCCUGCACAUCCUGCUCGACUUCAUCUACACGGGUCGCUGCGAAAUCACCCAGUCUAAUGUCCAGGAACUGCUCGCCGCCGCCGACAUGCUGCAGCUGAACGAGGUGGUGGAUGGUUGCUGCGAGUUCCUCUGCCGCGAGUUGCACGCCUCCAAUGCACUGGGCAUUUUACGCUUCGCGGAAGCCCACAACUGCGAGUCGUUGGCCAAGAGUGCACUGAACUUUGUCCACGCCAAUUUCCCAGCGAUAACGCUGGAGGAUGAGUUCCUAGAAACGCCACAGACUCUGCUCUCGCAGCUCCUGAACUCGGAGCUGCUGCGUGUGGACUCCGAAUCUCAGGUGUUCCAGGCGGCUCUUCGCUGGAUUAAGCACGAUGUGACGCAGCGCCGUUGCUACGUUUUCGACGUGCUGUCCCAUGUGCGCAUGGCCCUUGUUCCGGUAAAGGUGAUCGACAAGGCUCUGAAGGACGACUGUCGCGACAUGUCCGUGAAGAUUGCCCUGCGCUCCAUUUGCCGGGACAUUGCGUCAAAGCGCGGACAACUGGUGCCGCUGCGUGUCUGUCCUCGCCAACUGGCCAAGAAGAACAUCUAUAUCAUUGGCGGAUCUCACCGGGACACGCCGCGCACCUGGAACUCGGCCGACUGCAUCUUCGAGACGGUGGCCAAGUUCGAUAUAUUCCGACGUGAGUGGACGGAGACGGCGCCCAUGGAGGUGGGGCGCAUCCUGCCGGGCGUGUCGGCAUUGAAUGGCAAGAUCUAUGUGGUCGGCGGCGAGCGCGGCUCACAGAUUCUGGCCAAUGGCGAGGUCUACGACCCACAGAACGACGUUUGGCAACCGAUUGCCCCUAUGAUUGUGCCGCGCUGCGAGUUCGGCCUCUGCACCAUGGGCGGCAAUCUGUUCGCCGUGGGCGGAUGGAUAGGCGACGACAUCGGCGGUUCCAUGGAGUGCUAUGAUCCAGAGCAGGAUCUCUGGAAAUUGAUGGGCAGCAUGCCGCAACCCCGAUUCAGUAUGGGAGUGGUUAGUUUCGAGGGUCUCAUCUACAUUGUAGGAGGCUGCACAACUACAACCCGGCACUUACCGGAUCUGAUUAGUUAUAAUCCCGUGACCAAAGAGUGGACCGAGCUGGCUCGCAUGCAAACAGCCCGUUGCCAAAUGGGCGUGGCCGUUCUGGAUCGCUACUUGUAUGUGGUUGGAGGCAGUAGUAUCAGCCAGGACAUUCUCAGCUCCGUCGAAAGGUAUAGCUUCGACGAGGACAAAUGGACAACUGUUUGUGCAUUAAACGUGCCCAGAGCCAUUCCUGCCGUGGCCGCUGCCGAUGGACUACUUUAUGUAGCUGGCGGUGAUCAGCCCUGUGAGGUAAACUUCUACCGAGCCCAAGUGACUAUCAAUGCUGUUGAAUGCUAUGAUCCGCUCUCGGACACCUGGAAAAAUUGCCCCGAUCUACCAGUUAGCCGCUCGGAGGCUGGGGCAGUGGUUGUUUAAGACCUGAACUGGUUCGAAAUGGUCAAACACAAAAUCUGUCGUCGUUUUAAGCAUUACCCACACGAAAAACACUCUUUAACUGUAGCUCUAUGGCAUUGUAUACGUUACACACAUCACAAAUCUCUUCCCUUUUUUCGAUUUAAUUGAACAUAGUGGUCUCUCGCCAAAGAUAUGUAAGCGCAUUGUUACGGUUGAUGUUGUUUGUGGAGCAUAGCGCAGCUAUUCACCAGUUAGUACACAUGCUAAUAGUUAGCCACGAAGGAGACAGCCAGCCUCAGAUUGUUCCGCAGUUGCAGUUGUCCUUUAUGAAAGCGAAACCAAACACCGAAAACUUAGCAUUCACUUUGGAAAAAGUAUAUUAACGUAUCGUAAUUGCUGAACAUUAUUUGAAUUGAUUAUUUGUAUACUUUCAAAUUGUCUAUUUACUUUUAUUGUUGAAUGCGGAACGGAGUGUUAGGAACAAUGAUUGAGGCGCCCUUGAGAAGAGCGUAUCUCCACAGAACUUUGCGAUUGUAUGGAUUUAAGGGGCGUUUCCUCAUCUCCAUGUUGAAUACAUUUUAGCCCAACAGUAUUGCAAUAUUUUCCGCACACCUAUGCCUUUCUAACUCGUAUAAGCAACCAUCCAUAUAAUAUACUUGUUUGUUGUCGAGAUGUAAUUUCAAUAAAGUUCCUUUUUACCAAAUUUUCAUUGUCGUAAAUAGGAACCUAUGCCUUCAAGGCGACUUUUUUUUUAUAUU